Ipomoea triloba (trilobed morning glory) is the source of this 1004-nucleotide messenger RNA. Its product is annotated as abscisic acid receptor PYL8-like. Gene Ontology annotation, biological process: abscisic acid-activated signaling pathway. NCBI's taxonomy places the organism in Eukaryota, Viridiplantae, Streptophyta, Magnoliopsida, Solanales, Convolvulaceae. The transcript has 3 exons. Gene Ontology annotation, molecular function: protein phosphatase inhibitor activity; signaling receptor activity; abscisic acid binding. Gene Ontology annotation, cellular component: cytoplasm; nucleus. Bases 126 to 752 code for a protein of 208 amino acids. The record is from RefSeq and is a predicted model, not a curated record.
GGCAAAUAAACUAAUAUGUAGUAAUUGGAUGGGUUUGGUUUAUAAAUAGAGGCGGGGGAAGUGAUGUAGCAGUAAUACGAAGCGGGAAAAGUAAACCUUUUAUAAUAUUAAAGUGGGAGUGGGAGAUGAGGGUAGGUGAGACUCCGGCGACGGAAGUGAAGAUGAAGGAAGAUGGAUACAGCGGCAGUGAAAGAGAGUACAUAAGGAAGCACCAUAGGCACCAGCCGGCAGAGAAUCAAUGCACUUCCUUUCUGAUCAAGCACAUCAGAGCACCUCUUCAUCUCGUGUGGUCAUUGGUUAGGAGAUUUGAUGAACCACAGACGUACAAGCCAUUUGUGAGGAGGUGCAUUGUGCAUGGAAACGUUGAGAUUGGGAGUGUUAGAGAAGUUGAUGUGAGAUCAGGGCUUCCCGCCACCACAAGCACUGAAAGAUUGGAGCUCCUUGAUGACGACCAGCAUAUCCUCAGAUUCAGGAUUGUUGGGGGAGAUCACAGGCUCACGAACUACUCUUCCAUUCUCUCUCUCCAUCCUGAGGUGGUUGAUGGAAGACCUGCAACUCUGGUGAUCGAGUCGUUUGUGGUAGAUGUACCUCCGGGGAACACUAAAGACGAAACCUGCUACUUUGUACAAGCAUUCAUCAACUGCAAUCUCAGAUCUCUUGCUCACGCUUCAGAGCAGCUAUCUGAGACAACCCACUCAUCAUGUGUAAUGGUCCAGGCAGACUCUGUGGAACCACAUCUAAGUUGCUGUUGAGAGCGUCAUCUUUUUUUUUUAAGUGACAGAGAAAAGUCCACAGCCACUACUCGAGAAUAUAAGAGCAUCAUCUUCAUCAUACAAGUAUGCGCUUUAACUUAAACAUUAGAGCCAGUUUGUAACAGAAAAGUUUGAACCAUUUCCAAUUACUGUUUUGUUCUUUGAGAAUGUAAAAUUUAUCUAAUUAUAAAAGCAUGGACUCAGCAUCUUACUGAGCAAUUUGGAUGCAAAAUACACAAAUUUUCUGAAUAA